Ornithodoros turicata is the source of this 789-nucleotide messenger RNA. RefSeq lists its product as uncharacterized. The transcript has 4 exons. The record is from RefSeq and is a predicted model, not a curated record. Bases 401 to 763 code for a protein of 120 amino acids. NCBI's taxonomy places the organism in Eukaryota, Metazoa, Arthropoda, Arachnida, Ixodida, Argasidae.
UUUUUUUGUUGAACUCUGAAUGUAGGGCAUACAGGGUCAGGCUGCUGUAGCUAGUGCAUGUUUUCGUGGCACAGCUUUGCAUAAUUCUUCAACAAUAAAACUGCUUCGCAGGUACAAGGCGUGGCUGGAGUUUUGCAACCUGGAGGCGGAUACGAGUCUAAUUUCCAUUCGCUCUAAGGUCCUGUGCUCCCAGCACUUCGCACCAGUUGCUUAUUUGCGCACAGGAAGGCUUCGGUGGGAUGCAGUUCCUACAUUGAAGCGCACACUGCAUGGCGUUGGAGGAAGUAGUGCCUACGCCAAUCAGAGCAGACUUGAAAGCAGUGGGCCUUCAACGGAGGAACGUGUGCAAGCUGUGGUAGCCUGCGAUGACGACAGCACAGGAGCAAUACACCUUCACCAGAUGAGUCAUCCUUGCCAUGCUGAAGAGUGUGGUACUGAAGAAAGUCAGCAACAGCGUGAUCUGUCUCAUCAGGACCAUAGCUACGCACAACACGCACCAGCCUUGUCAACACAGAGCACUGUUGUCUCCCCACUAGCUGCAGUUGUCACUCCUCUGCCAGGAACGUCGUCUGGUGUACUGCGUGCAGUCUCGUCACCUCAGCACUUAGGAGGUGGAAGUGGCUGGCAUCCCCCCAAAGAUUGCCCAUCGUCCAGUAGUCUAGCAGCUCCAGCACAGCCAACAAAAGGCAAGCUGGAUAACCUCCGCAAGAAAGUGCACCAGUUGCAAGCCCUGUGUUCAGCACCUGUGUUCAUAGAUACCUAGCAUACAUUUUCUAUUUUGAAUCUUCA